GAGGUAGCAGCCAGCAGAGAGGGAGAGCCAGAGGCAGAGAGCGGCCAGCGUUCCAGUCAACCACCGCUUCGUUCACUCCCACCCCCACACCGCUCGCCCCCUUCCCGAUUCCCAUCUUCUCCGAGCUUCUCACCUCACGUCUAUAAAUAAGGCGCCCGCGGCGCCCAUCAAUUCGCGUCACCGCGUCCCGAGAGCGCGAAUCAUUCCGCGCGCCGUAAAACCCUAGCCCAGCAACCGAUCUCCUCUCAUGGCGGCCACCACCAGCCAGGCGAGCCUCCUCCUGCAGAAGCAGCUCAGAGAUCUCGCCAAGCACCCGGUGGAUGGGUUCUCGGCUGGGCUGGUCGACGACAGCAAUGUUUUCGAGUGGCAGGUCACCAUCAUCGGCCCGCCUGACACCCUAUAUGAUGGAGGGUACUUUAACGCGAUAAUGAGCUUCCCACAAAAUUACCCAAACAACCCGCCGUCAGUCAGAUUUACCUCUGAAAUGUGGCAUCCAAAUGUGUACCCAGAUGGUAGGGUGUGUAUUUCUAUUCUUCAUCCACCUGGUGAAGAUCCCAACGGCUAUGAGCUCGCGAGUGAGCGUUGGACACCUGUGCACACAGUUGAAAGUAUAGUUCUGAGCAUUAUUUCUAUGCUCUCUAGUCCAAAUGAUGAGUCUCCAGCAAAUAUUGAGGCAGCUAAGGAAUGGAGGGAGAAGAGGGAGGACUUCAAGAAAAAGGUUAGGCGCAUUGUCCGUAAAUCACAGGAAAUGCUCUGAAGAAAGUAAGUGUAAUGCGGAAGCUAACCGUGCAAUGCCAGGCUGCAAGAUUUUGUUGUCGAGCUCCCAAAUGUUCAUUUGAUACCAGCGUCUUGUAUAUAUUCCAUUUAGCGUCCGACCAUCAGUGAUAGUUGUUGUCACCAGAAAUGCACUGGGACGUGUCGGUUUGGUUGUAUCAUGUGGCAUGGGCUACCAAUGUUGAUAAACUUGAAAUGCUGCAAUUUAUCAUAACUUUGGUGGUAAACCUGGUAUAAACAGACGCCAUUCAUGUCA
Messenger RNA from Panicum virgatum (switchgrass), 1030 nucleotides. Its product is annotated as ubiquitin-conjugating enzyme E2 7-like. Gene Ontology annotation, biological process: protein polyubiquitination; ubiquitin-dependent protein catabolic process. The record is from RefSeq and is a predicted model, not a curated record. The coding region runs from base 248 to 757 and encodes 169 amino acids. Lineage: Eukaryota; Viridiplantae; Streptophyta; Magnoliopsida; Poales; Poaceae. Gene Ontology annotation, molecular function: ubiquitin conjugating enzyme activity. The transcript is spliced from 6 exons.